Messenger RNA from Rotaria sordida, 753 nucleotides. The record is from the annotation of a GenBank genome assembly. Lineage: Eukaryota; Metazoa; Rotifera; Eurotatoria; Philodinida; Philodinidae.
AUGACUUCUCUUCCAGCUGGUCUUCAUCAAAAUCGUCUUGAUGAUACGCCCCAUUCACGUAAUUGGAUCGAUAUUAGUUCAACUGGUUCCAUUACCUAUAGUCUCUUUCUUGAUGAUCAAUCAUCUGCUGUUUGGUCCUACAAUGGUGUUCAACUGUCUCCUCGACCUAUGCUCGGUAGUGUUGCGCCAGCUCAAGUUCGAUCUGGCAAUCAAAUUGCUCUUGAUGGUUCUAAUUUUGGUACAGUAAAACGAGAUGGCCAAGUUCAUUUCGGCGAUAGACCUGCUUCCAUUAUCAGUUGGUCGAAUACUCGUAUUGUAGCCACUGUUCCAUCUGCUGCUUCACCCGGUAUUACUGACAUUACUGUUCGUACAUCUUAUUCUACCUCUAAUCCGUACUCAAUUCGUAUUCUAUCAGGUAUUCAGAUACCUGUUACAUUCACGUACAACAAUAUAUUCAUUAAUAAUCAGUAUACUGGAAAUAUCUAUCUAACAGGCAAUGUAUUUGAAUUAGGCCAAUGGUCAACAGAUCCUAAAAUAGCUCAAGGACCUAUGUAUCCUAGCAAUAUUAAUGGUACUAAUUCAAUGAAAUGGUUCUUUACAGUGAGCUUGCCCGGUUGUCAAACAAUAGAAUUUCGCUAUUUUAUUAUAAAUAAUCAAACGAACAAUGUUGAAUGGGAACCAAUCAAUAUACAUCAUCAAUACAUGGUACCAUGCGCUGGUCUCGGCCAAGUCAACGUUCAAGUUAAUCAAUGA